Elgaria multicarinata webbii is the source of this 2348-nucleotide messenger RNA. Its product is annotated as zinc finger protein 723-like. The transcript is spliced from 9 exons. Bases 77 to 2083 code for a protein of 668 amino acids. Gene Ontology annotation, biological process: regulation of DNA-templated transcription. The record is from RefSeq and is a predicted model, not a curated record. NCBI's taxonomy places the organism in Eukaryota, Metazoa, Chordata, Lepidosauria, Squamata, Anguidae.
CCCCCUCCGCCCUCCUAAAGCCUUAGUUUAAUGCGUCUGCAAGAGCGCGCGAUCCAGCCUGCAAAAGAUCGGCAAAAUGAUGUGUGUGUUUCUCUUUGGAACAUUCCCUCCCCCUGGGGGAAGAGAGAUGGUUGCAACGGAGCCCGUUCAGGCCCCGCCGUUCUCCUUUGAAGAGGUGGCGGUAUACUUCACCGAAGAAGAGUGGGCUUUUCUGGAUGCGGAGCAGAGAGACCUCUACUGGGAUGUCAUGCAGGAGAACUACGAGAACGUAGCAUCCUUGGCCGUUCCGAUUCCUAAACCCGAGUUGAUCUCUCGGCUGGAGCGUGGGGAAGAGCCAUGGAUCCCAACUGCCCAAGUGUCAGAGGACAAGAAGAUCCCCGUGAACAUUUGCGAAGGGAACGACGUUCCUCUGGCGUCUCCCUCUAUCCCCGCGAGCGAGGUGAUUGCGAGGGAGAUCAAGGAGGAGGUCGCCGAACCUGACCUCUCGGAUCGGGCAGAACCCCAGUGGACGUUGCUGGGGGCCUCCCCAGGGAACGGCCCCGCGGACUCCGAGGCCCGCUGCGGCCUGCAGAGGGAAUGGGAGACGCAGCCGGGGACCGUAUGGCGGGAGCCCUCCCGGCACGUGCGGGCCGCCAACUCGAAGCGGAGCAUGUUCCACGUGGGGCGUAAGAAGCUCAUGUGCCCUGAGUGCGACCGGUGGUUCCACUGCAAGUCCGAGUUCUUGCUGCACUGGAGGACCCACACGGGGGAGAAGCCCUACGAGUGCCUGGCCUGCGGCAAGCGCUUCAUCCAGAGCUCCCACCUGAGCGCCCACCGGCGCAUCCACACGGGGGAGAAGCCCUACGAGUGCCCCAAGUGCGGCCGGAGCUUCAACCGGCGCUCCACCCUCACCGAGCACCUGCGCAUCCACACGGGGGAGAAGCCGUACAAGUGCCUGCAGUGCGGAGAGAGCUUCCGCUGGCGGCCGUACCUGACCAAGCACCAGAGAGUCCAUGUCGGGGGCAACGCUGCCUACAAAAGCCUUGACAAUGGGGAAGCCAUGUUCGAGGGCUCCCUCCUUGCUGAUCAACAGGGAAUCCAUACGGCAGGUGGCGCCGCGGGGAGUGGCAACGCAGCAGCCGAUCCCCAGCACGCAGCCUCCGAGACAGCGGAGCAGCACAGUGGGCCGACCCCUCCUCCUGAAGCAUCUGACACCACGCGGGGCUUGGUGUGCCGGCCGCCAGAGAGGCCGAUAAAGACUGAAGCGGAGCCCCUCCCCGAAGGGAACGACGUCACCGACGUCAGCCAGAUCAAGAUCGUCCAGGUGGAGAAGAAGCACGCCUGCCUAGAGUGCGGCAAGGCCUUCCAGUACAAGUUCGAGCUGGUGAAGCACCACCGGACCCACACGGGGGAGAAGCCCUUCGAGUGCCCGGCGUGCGGGAAGCGCUUCUUCCAAAGCACCCACCUCAACGCCCACCUGCGCAUCCACACGGGGGAGAAGCCCUACGAGUGCCCCAAGUGCGGCCGGAGCUUCAACCGGCGCUCCACCCUCACCGAGCACCUGCGCAUCCACACGGGGGAGAAGCCGUACAAGUGCCUGCAGUGCGGAGAGAGCUUCCGCUGGCGGCCGUACCUGACCAAGCACCAGAGAGUCCACGUGGGGGAGAACGCCUACAAGUAUUUCGACAAUGGGGAAAGCCUCUACGACAGCGCCUCCUUUCCCGGGCAUCAGGAGGGAAUCCAUUCAGAGUAUUUGGUUUCCACACCCGACAUCACCUCCCAUACGGAACCGCAGCAACAGCCUUGGGCACCAGGCCCCCGAUACUGCGAGGAAAGGAGCAGCUGCAAAGGAGACAGAACAGUUCAGCUGUCUCAGGGACUGUCUGAAGGGCGAAGCCCGGACUCCUCUACAGGCCUUACGCCCCCUCCCGAUGGGACAGGAGCCAGCGACUCUGGUGACAGCAUGACCACUGAGCACCCAGAGGAAAAUCCGCAGCAGAGAGGCCUUGAGGUGGAGGAACUCAACAACGUGUUACCCGGCAACUCCGAUGAGGCUGUUUCCCCCAAAACGGGGGAGGUCUGUCAUAAUGGACACGAAACAUAGUAACACCCAACGGAGGGGUGGGAUGAAACAGAGGACUUAAAAUAAAGUCCUUCUGGCCACCCCCACCAGCUUCUCGGUUCUUCGUUGAACGACGAAACCCUUGGAACGCGAAAGGAGUCCGCAUUUGGAAGACCGUGGCGCCCGACGUAGACUCUUGUUCCGGAAGCAAAACGGAGACCUUCUGAGUCCAAGGACACCUUGCAACAAUCUCUUUUGAAAAGACUUGAAAACCCAGGCAGUGUUCUUACUUUCCCCUCCAGUAUUA